Mustela erminea (ermine) is the source of this 1787-nucleotide messenger RNA. RefSeq names its product transmembrane protein 254 (gene TMEM254). NCBI's taxonomy places the organism in Eukaryota, Metazoa, Chordata, Mammalia, Carnivora, Mustelidae. The record is from RefSeq and is a predicted model, not a curated record. The coding region runs from base 67 to 441 and encodes 124 amino acids. The transcript is spliced from 4 exons.
CCCCGCCUGCCCCACCCCCGCGCCGCGGAGCGCCCAGUCUCGCGUUCUCGGGGAUGUGCCGCAACUAUGGGGACGGCUGCGGGCGGUAAGGCGUACUUCCAGAGAGGCAGUCUGUUCUGGUUCACCGUCAUCACCCUCUCCUUCGGGUAUUACACGUGGGUUGUUUUCUGGCCCCAGAGUAUCCCUUAUCAGAGCCUCGGGCCCUUGGGCCUCUUCACUCAGUACUUGGUGGACCAUCAUCAUACCUUCCUGCACAAUGGGUAUUGGCUUGCCUGGCUGAUUCACGUGGGAGAGUCCCUGUACGCCAUGGUUUUGUGCAAGUCCAAAGGCAUCACAGAUGGUCGGGCUCAACUACUCUGGUUCCUACAAACUUUCCUCUUCGGGAUAGCAUCUCUCUCCAUCUUGAUAGCUUACAGACCAAAACGCCAGAAACAGACUUAAAGAAGAUAUUCAAAAGCUUUCUUUACACUUUUGACGUUCAGCUUCACUGUUUUGGGGUGAGGAGGGGGUAUCUUCCUACUUUUCCAGAAAUUUAAGACCCUCUAGUCAUUCAUUAUUCUUUCAUACACUCUGGUCGAGCGUGACUAAAUGAUAGGAAAGGAUUUAAACUUCCCAGUUCUGUAGACUCACCUGUUUGGCCAAGGGCUUCCAGCUACCCUCUUGAGGUUCCUAGUCGUGUUUGUGCUCCUUGUGUCAUCUGGUUUAAGCUUGUACUAAAACGGCUUUUUGAUAUAACUUUGCUCCCACCUUCUGACCAAGACACCAUACCCUUACUGCCCCAGCUUAGCUCUCCUUUCUCCCAAUUUUUUCCACCUUUCUGAACCAAAACAGAGUGACAUUUCCACAGCACAUCAAUGCCACACGCACUAGGCACCUGGGAAGCAGGAUCUUAUCCUCUCAAACUUCCAUUUCUCACACACCAAGAAAGAUAAGGAAGAUAAGCAAGUGCGUGGAAUGGGCCAGGCCCAGCAGUAACCUGGAGGCACAGAGGACACACUGGGUACCUAGAGGAGAGGAUUGGAAAUGCCUUCCCUGAUCGAGCUAACCAGAAGCCAUCCUUCCCUCUGCAUGGCCCUGAGGACACAGCACUCUGUGGUGUGCAGGGGUCUGAUAGCCACUGCUAGAUGACUCCUUCCAGUCAGGAUCACAUCUUAGCUUGAUUUUUUUUUUUUUCAGCACCCGUCCCAUUGCCUUACACACAGGUGUUCUGUCAGUGUUUUCUGAACCACAGACCGAAAACUGUAUUAACUUUCCAUUUGUUCACUAUCAUUCCAGUUGUUCUAUGAAAACUAUAGAACCUACUCAGUGUAUUCUCUUCUCAAGAAAAGCACAGGACUGCCCUUGACUGGUGGUGCCCCCUUUCUCAGGGUCCCUGGUAGGAAACCUGUGUCUUUUUCCCACUUGCCUAUUCUUAGUCAUUUUCUCCAAUCUCAGUAGCAUCUCCCUCCAGCUCCGGCUUACUCAAACACACAUGUUCCUGAGCUAGAAAUUCGAACUGGAAGCUAGUGACUACCUCUCCCAUUCACCUGAGUAGACCUUUUUAACUACUGACUGGUCAGGGCAGAAGGGUCACUGACUCUGUUCCCUGAUCUUGGCAGAAUGACUCUGCCACCUAGGAGCCACUAGGGUUGUUUCUUGGAGGACCGCCUAGGCAGUCCCUAGUUCUGUAGGGACUAGACCGUAUUUUCCUUCUAUGAUGCAGUAGGGCACAUUUUCUAUUUUAAGCAAAUGUUUAUGAGACCCCUUUGCCGCCAAAAAGAGACCCAAGUAAAAGUACAACCCUGAAA